AUGAGCACAAAAGCUUCGGUGCCAUUAAACGGUGAAGACGCCACCCCUCGACGACCUCGCAAGUUUUUAAAAAGAACAUCAUCUAAUGGCUAUAAUGGUCAUCAUGCGUACGAAGAGAGCCGCAGCAUGAUGCAAGACGAAAAUGGAGGUAUUCUUUCAUCAUCCACAUCAAACCGAACAAACACCACAACAAAAAAGCGAAAUUUUGGAACAAACGGAAGCCGAAAAGAAGAGGUGUCUGAUGACAGUGAAGACGAAAGAGAUAUCAAAAAAUAUCAAAAAGAAGAGCAAGGUGAUGACGACAUUGAAAACACGGACCAGUUGAGUUCCUAUCUCAAAGGCUCCGCUCAAAUAAUUGAACAAAGAAUACCGUUUGUAAAGGCUCAGCUCCCUGACAAGUAUGAAAAUCUUUUUUCGAAUAUGAAACCAAUCAAUGGAACGUCCAACAAUGUGUUUGUUUUUGAUUCGUCAUCUAAAACUACUUCCAAGUCCACUAACGGAACAGCAACAACAUCCACCUCCUCAUCAUCAACAAUACAAGACAAUGGCAUUGAACAUAAUAAGGAAUUGGAGACGCCAUCAACAUUUCUAUUUCCGAGAGAAAAGAUCAUUGCUCUUAACACAUGGACUGAGAUCAAAAAGAUUGGCCCUGGCUUGCAAAAUCUAGGAAAUACUUGCUUUAUGAACGCAGCUUUGCAAUGCAUCAUGUAUACACCAGGUAUGCGUAACUUUUUACUCACAAGAAAGAUGGGAGAGCCUUCCAAAAAGUUCAACGCGCUUGAUGCCAUGUCAGCUUUAGCUAGAGAGAUGUUUGCUAGCGACAAGUCUGAGUCAACAUCGGCUAGAACAAGAGCCUAUUCAUCAAUAGCACCUGCUUUCAUUGCAAAACACUUGAAAGGGAUUGGUGGUUUUGUGUUGGGCAGACAAGAGGAUUCUCACGAAUUCAUUAUCAAGCUUCUUGACAAGAUGGAGAAUGCAAUCGUGGAAAAAUACAAAGGAAAGCUCAAUAACAUGGUUCUGGAAACAAAUCCAAUUCACCAGAUUUUUGGUGGCUACCUAAGAAGUCAAAUCAAAACUCAAGAGACAAACUACAUCUCAAACAAGUACGAUGCAUUUAUUGAUGUUGAACUGCAAUUGAAUAAUUGUAGUUCGAUUGAAAAAUCUCUUCAAAAUUACAUUACACCUGACCGUUUAGAUGGGAAAAACAAGUACAAAUGCCCUAAAACAAACACCUAUGUCACAGCCUCCAAAAAGCUGACAAUUCAUGAGGCUCCAAUUAAUUUAAUUCUUCAACUUAAACGUUUUAACAUUUUUGGAAAGAAAGUAAGCAAAAAGAUAUCCUAUGAAGAUACUUUAGAUCUAUCCCCAUACAUGAGUAACAAAAAUUCUGUGGCGAAAUAUCAUCUCUAUGGAGUUUUAGUGCAUUCUGGUGGUUCAUCAUGCUCUGGACAUUACUACUCCUAUGUCAAGAAUAGUAAUGGAAUAUGGUACAAAAUGGACGACUCAUCAGUCACUCAAGUUAGUCAAAGCACAGCACUUUCCCAACAAGCCUACAUUUUAUUUUACUCGAGAAACAUGGAAGACUUUAAUCAUAUAGAAUCAUCUACAAUUUUCCAAGAGUCUAUUCAACGAUAUCGAGAAAACAAGAACGGAAUUUCCUCCCAAUCUGUGACUCAACAUAAGGAUGUAGAAGACACCAUUGAGUUGCAAACUCCUCCAGUCUCUUCCUCCAACAUUAUUCCAACAACACCUCAAAGUAAUGGUCAACCAUCAAUCGAAGAAAACGGUCAUCACUCUGUCACACCCACCCAAAAAUCCCGAAGAAAAGUAUCCAACCUUGCCAUUCAAACGAAUGGAACAUCCUCUUCCCAAACUGCAGACUCGUCUACUCCUACUUCAGGCACCGUUGGCACUCCUCAAAAAUCUUCCAGUUCCAAAAAACCAACAAACCUUACCAUUCCAUCCUCUCAUGUCUUAGCACCUGAACUGCCAUCACCAUUUUAUGCACCAGUUAAGAUCGAUGUAUUGCAAAAUUUAACACCACAAAAACUCAACUGCUUGAAAGCUCAAAGACCUUCAAAUUCUGUUGGCGUUCUCAAUCUGCGAGGUGUAGGAGGGUUAUUUAGUCCAAUUUCUCUCACUAAUGCAACCAACAUCAAUACUAUGUGGAUCAAUAAGAACUAUCUCGAUACUCUUAAAAAAGAUAUAUUCAAAAGAGAAAGAUUGUUUCGUACUGACACACCUUCCACGCCUCUCAAAGUUAUAAAUCCCAAUGAUGGCACACCCCAAAAUCCGUUUGCUCUCGAGAACUUUGUUUCCGAUUCUCCUUUAUUCUCACCAACCUCACAAAUGUCACCAUCUGUUUUUGAAAAGAAAGGCACCAAGAGAAAGAUGAUGGACGAUAUCAGUGAAGAAGAGCAGCAACACGAAUUGAAUGAAACCACGAAUAAUACUUUUCAAGAAGAUUCAAAGCAGAGCAACACAUCAUGUACCAAAAUAUCUGCCAAGGACCUAUUCACCUCUGCAUCUGCCCAAUAUUCUGAAGAGGUAGAUAUUUGGGAGAAUGAUGAGGCUAGAGAAAAUGCAAAACAACAACGAUACAUCAAUGAGAAAGUUCUGGCUCCAAAAGUUUUUAAGAGAGACGAAUACGAUCGUGCUUUGGAUGCAGGUAAAAAGAAAAAGAUUCGAAAGAAAGAGAGCUCUGAAGACUGGAUGCAAAUCAAUGAAGCUAUUCAGAAAACAGCAGAGAGAAAGCAAAAACGAAAGUAA
Messenger RNA from Naegleria lovaniensis, 2769 nucleotides. RefSeq lists its product as uncharacterized. Gene Ontology annotation, cellular component: cytosol; nucleus. The record is from RefSeq and is a predicted model, not a curated record. Bases 1 to 2769 code for a protein of 922 amino acids. Gene Ontology annotation, biological process: protein deubiquitination. Gene Ontology annotation, molecular function: cysteine-type endopeptidase activity; cysteine-type deubiquitinase activity. Lineage: Eukaryota; Heterolobosea; Eutetramitea; Acrasida; Naegleriidae. The transcript has a single exon.